Messenger RNA from Dioscorea cayenensis subsp. rotundata (Guinea yam), 1856 nucleotides. Its product is annotated as lipase-like. The transcript has 8 exons. Lineage: Eukaryota; Viridiplantae; Streptophyta; Magnoliopsida; Dioscoreales; Dioscoreaceae. The coding region runs from base 209 to 1591 and encodes 460 amino acids. The record is from RefSeq and is a predicted model, not a curated record.
CUAGAUUCUUGUUCUACUUUGUCCUCUUAAAAGAAGAAGAAGAAGAAGAAGAAGAAGAAGAGGAAAAGGAAGGUGCUUUAGGUGAUUUGAAGGAAGAUAGAAGAGGAAAAAAGCAAACUUUUUUUUUUUUGGUUUUUGGUUUGUGUUUUCAUUUGGUUCUCUCUUUUCCUCUCUUGUCUUGAACACAUAAAAAGAUAGUGGAGUGAGAAUGGGGAGGUUGUCUAUUGGUAUCUUGGGGAUGAUGGAGCUGUAUGUGAGUAGUAUGGUGCAUUUGCUAUAUGGGUUCUAUAUUUUUAGCACUGCUGUGGCUUGGGACAUGUCUCAGAGCAUCACAGGGCGCUUUAGGCUCAGCAACAGCAAUAAUGAGAGGCAGAGUAAUGGGACUGUGCCUUUGGAUGGAUCAGUGCCUCCUAUUGUGUUGGUUCAUGGCAUCUUUGGAUUUGGGAAAGGGAGGCUUGGUGGGUUGUCAUAUUUUGCAGGGGCUGAGAUGAAGGAUGACCAUGUUCUUGUUCCAGACUUGGGGUCCUUGACUAGCAUCUAUGAUAGAGCAAGAGAGUUGUUUUACUAUUUGAAAGGUGGGAGGGUGGAUUAUGGAGAGGAACACAGUAGAGCUUGUGGGCAUUCAAGGUUUGGUAGGGUUUAUGAUCAAGGACACUAUCCAAUUUGGGAUGACCAGCAUCCAAUCCAUGUUGUUGGGCAUUCAGCAGGAGCACAGGUCAUUAGAGUUCUGCAACAAAUGUUGGCUGAUAAGGCCUUUGAAGGCUAUGAAAACACUAAUGAGGAUUGGGUGUUGAGUGUUACUUCACUCUCUGGUGCUCUCAAUGGAACUACAAGAACUUAUUUUGAUGGAAUGCAGCCGGAGGAUGGAAGAACAAUGAAACCCAUUUCUCUGCUGCAACUCUGCCGAAUUGGAGUGAUAGUUUAUGAUUGGCUGAACAUUUCAUGGCUAAAGAAGUACUAUAACUUUGGGUUUGAUCACUUUGAGAUGGAAUGGCGAAAGGCCGGUGUUUCAGGCCUUGCUGAUCUACUCUUAGGCAAUUCCGGACCUUUUGCUUCCGGGGAUUGGAUUCUGCCUGAUCUUACACUUCAAGGUUCUCUCAACCUUAAUUCUAAUUUGCAAACUUUUCCAAACACAUUCUACUUCAGUUAUGCAACAAAGAGAACCCGAAAGUUUUUUGGUGUAACACUGCCUUCAAGUCUGCUUGGUAUCCAUCCUUUGUUAUUUAUCAGAGUCUUGCAAAUGACCCAAUGGCGCCACCCUUCCGAUGUGCCUCUGCCUUACAAAGGUUACAGAGACGAAGAUUGGGAAGACAAUGAUGGGGCAUUGAACACAAUUUCAAUGACUCAUCCUAGGAUACCAGUGGAACAUCCUAGUCAUUUUAUCGACGAUGAUUCUGAAUGCCAUCCCUUGCAACCAGGCAUCUGGUACUACAACAAGAUUGUGGAAGCAGAUCAUAUAUUUUUUGUCAUAAAUCGGGAUCGAGCCGGAGUUCAAUUUGAUGUUUUAUAUGAUAGCAUCUUCCAGCGCUGCAGAAAACAUUUAUUCAGGACUACUUCUCCACCAACACUACCUAAUCAGAUCAUCUCAUAGCCUUGUGUUUCUUUUUUAGUUUCACUUGCACAUAGAAACAACAAAAUUAGCAGUAGUAAUCAAGUCUCACUGAAGAGUGUGCCCCAAAUCAGAGCAAUGAAGCUGUUUUUUUCUUUUUCUUUUCUUCUUUUGUAUCUAUAUGCAGACAUUUGUGGAUAUUCAGGCAGUUGUAUCUCCCCAUAGUCUUUGGGGAUAAAAAAAAAAGGUAAAAGGAAAUUUAGGUUUUACAAAAGUUAAUGAUGAGAUGAAUAGUUACAUUGAAUGA